This is a messenger RNA of Perca fluviatilis (European perch), 2546 nucleotides long. Its product is annotated as GTPase IMAP family member 9-like. Gene Ontology annotation, molecular function: GTP binding. NCBI's taxonomy places the organism in Eukaryota, Metazoa, Chordata, Actinopteri, Perciformes, Percidae. The transcript is spliced from 3 exons. Bases 14 to 1033 code for a protein of 339 amino acids. The record is from RefSeq and is a predicted model, not a curated record.
CUACAAUCCAAACAUGGGAAGACUAUUCAGCCUACUUAUCCUAUUCAGCCUAUUCAUCAAAUAUGCUCAGCAGCAGACCUGCUCUUCUCUCCAGAACCCAAAUAUGGUCUGCAAAUAUGCCGAAAAUGAACUGACCAGAUACAAUAAUGAGGAGAUCAGGAUUGUGAUGGUGGGGAAGACCGGAGUUGGGAAGAGCGCCACAGGAAACACCAUUCUGGGAAAACCGUACUUUAAAUCAGAGUUUUCAUUUGACUCUUUGACUAAACACUGUGUUAAGGCCAUCGGUGAAGUGGAUGGACAAAUGGUUGCUGUAAUUGACACUCCGGGUCUGUUUGACACCAGCACUGAUGAAAAGGAAACCAUUAACAAUAUUGCCCAGAGCAUUGCUUAUGCUUCUCCUGGACCUCACAUCUUCCUGGUUGUUAUCAAACUGGGCAGAUUCACAGAGGAGGAAAAGAAGACGGUGCAGAAGAUUCAGGAAAUCUUCGGAGAGGAAGCAGACAAAUACAGCAUGGUUCUCUUUACCCAUGGUGACCAGCUCAAAGGGAAACCUAUUGAGGAGUUCUUGAAGGACAGCGAAGAGCUGCAGGAACUUGUGGACAAAUGUAACGGCCAGUACCACGUCUUUAAUAAUGAGAUCAAGGAUCAUUCUCAGGUCAGGGAGCUGCUCGACAAGAUCAGAUAUAUAACAGAGAAGAACGGAGGAAGUCAUUACACCACUGAAAUGUUCCAGGAGGCAGAGAGGAAGAUAGAAGAGGAGAAACAACGCAUCCUUAAAGAGAAAGAAGAGCAAAUGCGCAAAAAGGAAGAGGAAAUGAAAAAGAAACUAGAGGAAAAGUAUGAGCUACAAAUAAAGGAAGCGGAGGCUGACAGAGAGAGGAUGAAAGUGUUAGUUGCAGCUCGUGAGAGAGAGUUGGAGGAGGAGAGGAACAAAUAUAGAGAAGAGCAGGAAAAUCGCGCCAGAAGGGAAGCUGAGAACAGUAAUCCAAUAAUCAAACUGAUAAAACGUUUCUUCAAAUUUUUCUUUGGGUAAAAUAAGAAAUUUGCUGGUUUGCAGGUGAAAUUCUGACUUGCUGAAAAGCAGCAGCUUUACCAAACUGUUCUCUCCACAGUCCCUUUUUGAUUUUCCUGUGUAGUGCUUCAAUGUCAAAUGAACACAACUAAAUUCCACAGGUUAAUAAUUGUACAAGAUGAUCGAUCCAUAUUUAGAAGUGCCACAGCUUGGAAAGAUCAUGUUUCUAUGGUGAUCAUGAAAUAAAUCUGAUAAUAAAUGACAUACUGACAUCAGUCAGAGGUUAAAGAUACUAAAUACAGGACAUGAAGGUCUCCUUCCAUUUAAUGUGACACAGAACCAGGUAGAAACAUACAAAGGAAACAGAUUUUUACACACAAACUUCUUUCAUUCAUUUUAUUUCAUUUUAUGUAACUGUGAAACAAUAACUGUAAAUGGAUGCCACCGAGCUGCACUCCUGUGACGACACAAACUUUGUACAGUAGCCUCCUCCACUGGCCUGGAAGAACUGUAAAGUCUGAACGAUACAGCUGGUGAGAAAUUAAUUAAAGGACAGAAUAUGUCCAAAAACUAAAAUAAGGAGGCUUUUGAAAUUACUUUAAAAUCUAUUCAAAAAAUGUUAAAGUCAUUGCUAAUUUAAACUCUCAAUAACACAAUCAAAUUAUUAAAUCUCACAUUAAGGUGUAGUUUUAUUUUUAAGGUGAAAUGUUAAAGUAUAUAUUUAAUUAAACCAAAGUAGACCGGAAUACAAAAAUUCACAUUUCUAUUCCAUUUAUUCUUCCACAUUGCCAUUUUGGAUUUUGUAUGUAAAAAAUAUUUUUACAAUAUUCUAAUGUAAUAUUUAAACAUCAGACAUUUAUAAAAUGUGAUGCCAUCAUAUCACAAGACAUUGAGACUAUAUUUCUCAUUGUUAUGUUUUCCUUUCAUUGCAGCUUUGAUUUUUUUCUUUACUUAUUUCAUUAUAUUUUAAUAUGUCCCUCACUGACUUACUGUUUUUCUUUAAUGGAGCCUCCCAGCAUUAGCAUUUUAUACAUAUAUUCGUAUAAUCAGUUUGACAAUAAACAUCAAGACUCUUUGUUGUCAGCAGUGUUUUAUAGUUGUGGUGUUUUUACAUGAAGUCUUUAUAUAAUGAAGUUUCUCUUCAGACAGACUGACUUUACUUCUUCAGCUCAGCAACAAAACUGAUCUUCUCUCCUUAACCCAACAAUGGCCAGCAAAUAUGCCAAUAAGUCCAUAACAUUUAUUCAUAAUGUUGGUUGUAACUUGUAUCUAAACAAACAUUUAUAGAUGGAUUGUAUGUCAUAACAUGAACCAAUCCCAACAGUAUUAAAGGGGAAAGUGCUUGAAUUGAAAAACUUUUCUGAAAUUCUCAGUUUUUUUGUGAUUCAUUCUGCAUUAUAUUUAGAGGUGCUUCUGUUGUUUGGCCUACCCUUGCCUAAAAAUUAUAACAUUCAUGAAGGAGGAUUUAUUGCAGUACUGCUGUAUUAGACUGUAUUAGUUUGUGGCAGGUGUUCCUAAUAAACAGUCAACUGAG